CUACCAACACACUCCGAACACACUGACUGCCUUUCUGAACUCUGUGCUGAUACUGCAGAGAGAGAGGGAGAGAGAGAAAGAGUAGUUUUGAUUUAGUUUCCGUGGUUGAUCAGCUAGAGUGUUAGUUGUUACUUUAGUUUUUUUGCAAUUGCAUUGGGACAUUUGGCAUGACAGCUAGCCAUCUCUUAGGACUUCUACGUCAGUCUUUCAGAGUGGUUUAGCAUUGCUGCUGGUCAUUCAGCUAGCUAUCUUUCAAGACUACUACAGGAGUUUCAGAGUGGUUUAGCAUUGCUGCUGCUGAUUCAGCUAGCUAUCUUUCAAGACUACUACAGGAGUUUCAGAGUGGUUUAGCAUUGCUGCUGCUGAUUCAGCUAGCUAUCUCUCAGGGCUACUACAGGAGUUUCAGAGUGGUUUAGCAUUGCUGCUGGUCAUUCAGCUAGCUAUCUUUCAAGACUACUACAGGAGUUUCAGAGUGGUUUAGCAUUGCUGCUGCUGAUUCAGCUAGCUAUCUCUCAGGGCUACUACAGGCGUUUCAGAGUUUUUUAGCACUGUUGCUGGUUCAGAAGGUGGUUAGAGCAGCAUGGCUGAAUCUGCUCCCAUGAAGGUGUCCAAGUCGUUCUUGGAGGAUGACCUCUGCUGUCCUGUGUGCUGUGAGGUCUUCCAGGAGCCUGUCCUUCUAGCCUGCAGCCACAGCGUCUGCAAGACCUGCCUGGAGAAGUUCUGGGAGACAAAGUCAGAACCGGAGUGCCCCAUGUGUCGGAGCCGCUGUUCCAAGAAGUACCUAAUCAACCUUGCGCUCAGGAACCUGUGUGAGACGUUCUUGGAGGAGAAGAACCAAGAUUCUGCGUUGGGGUCAGGCUCUGAGGUGCUCUGCAGUCUGCACGGCGAGAAAUUCAAGCUCUUCUGUCUGGACGAUAAGCAGCCAGUAUGUGUGGUGUGUCGAGACUCUAGCAAACACACACAUCACAUCGUCAUUCCCAUCGAUGAGGCGGCACAGCAGCUUAAGGAUGCAGUCAGACUCAAACUGGAGCCCAUAAGGAAGAAGCUGAAGACCUGGGAGGAUGUUAAACUGACCCUGGACCAAACGGCUCAGCACAUUAAAGUACAGCUGGAAAAUACAGAGACACAGAUCAAGGAGGAGUUUGAGAAGCUUCACCAGUUUCUACGAGAUGAAGAGGGAGCCAGGAUAGCUGCACUGAGGGAGGAAGAGGAGCAGAAGAGUCAGAUGAUGAAGGAGAAGAUUGAGAAGAUGGGCACUGAGAUCUUAUCCAUUUCAUAUAAAAUCACCACCAUAGAGGAGGAGCUGAAGACUAACGACAUUCUCUUUCUGCAGAACUAUAAGAGCACAGUGGAAAGAGCCCAGUGCACACUGCAGGAUCCAGAGAGGGUUUCAGGAGCUCUGAUCAAUGUGGCAAAGCACCUGGGCAACCUGAAGUUCAGAGUCUGGGAGAAGAUGCAGGAGAUUGUUCAAUACACUCCUGUAACUCUUGAUCCCAACACUGCACACCCAAAUCUCAUCCUGUCCGAGGAUCUGACCUGUGCUCGGGUCAGCCAGGAGAGACAGCAGCUUCCCGACACCCCGGACAGAGUGAAUGUGGACCCCAGUGUCCUGGGCUCCGAGGGCUACAGCUCCGGCACCCACUGCUGGGAUGUCCAGGUGCCCCAGAAUGGGGACUGGCUCCUGGGCCUGCUGACCGCGUCCGCCCAGAGGACAGGGGACGUCCACGCCAGGCCUGGGGUCUGGUACAUGGGUCACAUGGGGGACACCUACUCCGCAGGCUCCACACCACAGCCCUCCACUCUACUCACCGUGACCCAUGACCCUCAGAGGGUCAGAGUGCAGCUAGACUGGGACAGAGGGAAAGUCACCUUCUCUGACCCUGAUAGUAACGUCAAUCUACACACUCUCAGACACGUUUUCACUGAGCGAGUGUUUCCGUACUUCAACACGGGGCUCGUUCCGUUGAAGAUCUUACCAGUGAAGACAUCUUUGAUAACAGAGCAGCAGCACAAACUGAAAGAGAGACGUACACACAAACACAAACUGAAAGAAAGGCAUUUCUCUUUAACACACGAAACUCGUUAAUGUGUUAGGUACAAAACAACAUGAUAAACAAGCACAUUGUCAUUCCCACUCAGGCCAUGUUCCAAUUAAGCAGUUAGAAAUAAAUAACUAUUUUUAUAUUUUGCCUUUCUUAGAGUUUCAGAAGUGUGUUUUGGUCAGGGUGACCAUUUGGUAAAUUAUAUUUUAAUUAUAUAUUAUAUAUUUUAAAAUUACCUGGCUUAAUGAUGAGACCGCUUUUGUCUUCCAUAAUGAUAGGCUAAAUGUGUAUUUGGGAGCCAGGUAGCAAUGCAGUACAGACACCCAGAGAAGUUUAACUGAAAAAGACUGUUUGUCAACUACAUAGCUUGCUAUAAGUUUUGCAAAUGCAACUCUGCCAUUUAAACCAUUUAGCCUACAUGUAUUUAUUUGUUUGUUUAGCUAGUCAGGAACUAUGGCAACCACCAGGAGGCAGUCUGGUGCAUAGCCUGCAGCAAAGUUCAGUUGAGGCAGUUUCUCAAAAUCAGCUCAGCAAUAACACACUACCUUACGACCAUGCUUACAACCACUUGUAGAUAAUGUUAAAUGCCUACAUAUAAAUGGGAUGACCGGUUACUCUGGUAAUGUUUUGCUCAAUGUAUUGAGCCCUUGAACUCUUUCCCCUUUACCUCUAUACUUAGUGUUCUGCCCAAAUAAGUUGUGUGUGCUAAAAAGACAUGUUGUAUUUUUCUAUGUUAAGGUCAUUUAUGUAGUUGUAUUGUUGCUAUUGUGGGGCUUUUGUUCUGACACUGAUUGCUAUUGGGUAGAUCGGAACGUUAGAAGGAAGUGGUAAGAAAGCAGGAAGAAUAAGAACGUAAACAAAUGCAUGGUUGCUACUAUUUUACCUCGUGUGUAAAAUCUCUUUUAAUCCGUUGGAUUGAGCCUUCAGAAAGCAAUGACU
Alosa sapidissima (American shad) is the source of this 2981-nucleotide messenger RNA. Its product is annotated as zinc-binding protein A33-like. The record is from RefSeq and is a predicted model, not a curated record. The coding region runs from base 581 to 2086 and encodes 501 amino acids. NCBI's taxonomy places the organism in Eukaryota, Metazoa, Chordata, Actinopteri, Clupeiformes, Clupeidae. Gene Ontology annotation, molecular function: zinc ion binding; protein binding. The transcript has 6 exons.